Messenger RNA from Racocetra persica, 820 nucleotides. Lineage: Eukaryota; Fungi; Glomeromycota; Glomeromycetes; Diversisporales; Gigasporaceae. The record is from the annotation of a GenBank genome assembly.
GUUGUCAUCAAAUCUUCUUAUUUUAAGUUGUAUGGCUCUUCAACAAAUUUGUAAAGAUCUUUACAAAUGUUCUUAUUGGAGUUGUAGAGCAUUUCUACAAAUAUAUCAAGGUUUUUACAAACGUUCUUAUUUGAGUUGUAGGGCAUUUCUACAAAUGUAUCAAGAUGAAGUCAAAAAGUACGUGAAUGAGUGCCCAACCUGCAUACAAAAUGGAAGCAUAAAGGAGAAGUCUGAUUUAGUACCUGUUGUAUCUAGUGGCCCGUUAGAACACCUUCAGGUCAAUUUGGUUGAUCUGCUAUCAUACGUUGAGCAUAAUGAUAGGUAUAGUUAUAUUCUAACUUUAAUUGAUAUAUUUUCGCAUUAUGUUUGGGCAAUUCUUAUUAAAGACAAGGAAGAAAAUACAAUUCAUAGCGAAUUGGUAAACGUCUUUAAGAACUUUGGUCCUUCUACUAAACUACAAGCAGAUAACAGAUCCAAGUUCAUAACUAGGACAAUACACCAGAACUAUUCUACCAGAGCACAUUCUACCGGGGACCAUUUUACCAGAAACCAUUUUGCCAGAAACUAUUUUGCCAGGGACCAUUCACCGAGAACACUGAAGCAUAUUCCACCAGAGAAUGCUGCUUCUCAAGAUAAUGAAGCCUUAUAUGAACUUCAUGCAAUGCAAGUAAAACAUGUGCAUGAUGAAGUUGCGCAAAAUGAUGAAACUUAUCAAAAUAAGCUGGUAAUUCGCGGAAGUGUUCAUAGAAGAAAAGUAACAUUUGAACUGGAAGAUAAAGUUGUGGUUGUACCUGAUUUUGAUAAUAACCAAAAAACGUGA